AUGGCUGUCGCACAGAGACCUCAUGCAUCCUCUGGCUCGGAUUGGCAUGGUCUUGAACAUUUAGAGAUGAGGUCAAAACCAUGCUUCUCAAAUGUUCAGGAACCACUUCCUUCCAUUCAUACAAUAUUUUCUACUUUGGCAAGCCAGGAAAAAGUAAAUGGAGCGGAGUACAGACACAAUACCGCAUCAUUUUCUCCCGUCAUGACAGAAAGAACAUACAACACUUCUCCUGAAUCAAACAAGAGAAGGAUAUCAUCCAACAGUUCCUAUGACGACGAGAUCCAGCAGCAACGAGGAAGAUAUCAAUCAGUUAGCAGCAGUCGAAGCCCAAUGACCUACCAUCAUGAUAGUGGAGCUGCAUCGCCAGUUGGUCCUAUUGCUCGUCGGGAAAGCCUCCGCUCAAUUCCAGAGCGCAGAGCCCCAUUUUCAGAUCACACUUCCAGACCACCAUUCCAUUCUCCAAUCUCAGAACCAUCAAGUACCAUAUACCGUCAAAAUCUUCCCGGUGUAGCUACAAAAGAUCGAUCUUAUGAUAGGCCAUACCACCAGAUCCCAGCAGGUCAUUCUCACGAUUAUCCAAGAAGCGAGUAUUCAUUGGAAGCUUGCCGACCAUACCAGCAGCACAACUAUGCCCCCGCUCAUGAUACAUCAUACGCCCCUUCACAAUCUGAUUAUGGCUAUCAACAGCCUAGAAACCAGGCUUAUCCUGGGCAUCCUCCUUAUCAACUCAAUCAAGGACAAACUCCUUUCACUGAAGGACAUCAUUCAGGAAACUACAGUUCUGCCGCUUACCAAGCACAAGACAUGGACUCGAAACCCCGAAAGCGACGAGGGAACCUUCCCAAACCCACUACGGAUAUCUUGACAACCUGGUUCAUCAACCACCUAGAACAUCCAUAUCCAAAUGAGGAAGAAAAACAAUUAUUAAUGGUACAAACAGGACUACAUUUGAACCAAAUAUCCAACUGGUUCAUCAAUGCACGUCGACGCAAAUUACCUGCACUCCAAAAUAAUGCUCGUGCAGAGAACGCUGCUAGGUCCCACCACAACCGAAUGCAUUCGGCCGAUGAUGAACAGAGUCCUAUGAGUCUCUGCAACAGUGACGCAGGAUUAAGCCCCAGAGACGCAUCUACAUUCAACGAAGGAUGGUCUUCACGGCAAGAGGAGAGACACAAUCAGCAUCAUUAUUGA
Molecule: messenger RNA, 1191 nt
Organism: Sclerotinia sclerotiorum 1980 UF-70
Lineage: Eukaryota; Fungi; Ascomycota; Leotiomycetes; Helotiales; Sclerotiniaceae
Exons: 3
Coding region: 1-1191 (396 amino acids)
Biological process (GO): regulation of DNA-templated transcription
Molecular function (GO): DNA binding
Source: RefSeq, a predicted model, not a curated record